GUUAGUACAAAACACAAACGUUAGUAUUGAACACAAACGUUAGUAUUGAACACAAACGUUAGUAUUAAACACAAACGUUAGUAUUGAACACAAACGUUAGUAUUGAACACAAACGUUAGUAUUGAGCACACACGUCAGUACAAAAAACAAACGUUAGUAUUAAACACAAACGUGUAAUAAACACAAAGGUUAGUAUUGAAAACAAACGAAAGUAUUACCCCCCCCCCCCGAAAUUCUUGAGCACAAACGUAAGUAUUGAACACGCACAUUAGUAUUGAACACAAAAGUAGGCAUUUAACACGAAAGUAUUAAAUAUACGUGUUAGUAUUAAACGCUAAAGUAAGCAUUAAACACUGGCAUUAAUUGUUUAACAUCAUGCUGAUUAUUUUUAUUUAGAGCAUGGGUAAGGACCAAUGCAUCUGGUCAGUUAAAAAAUAAAGUAUGUCUAUGGGAACGCGUUUUGUAUGAACAGUUUGAUUAAGAGGUUUUUAUUUCUUAUUUUGAAUGAAUAUUGAUGAUCAGGAAAUUCAUAGACAAAAAAUUGUCUACUUCCUCAUGGAUGAUAUUAUAUCAUUGCUACACGAUGUUCCAAGCAAAACAACGCAUCUUUUUGCAACUUUGACCGAUCUGUCAACAUAAAUUUUUCUCAUACACAGUUACAUCAAUGAUUUAACUAUUACUUGCUGAAAAAAAUUUGUACAUAUGAUGAUAUUAUAAUGCAAUAUUUCAUAUUUUUCUAAUCCUUUAUAUCUUUUUCUUAUACAUUUUUUCCUUUACAUUGCUUUUACUGUCUGAAAAUAUUGUUAUAAAAUAUUUUUAAAAUUAUAUUUAACGCAAAAGUCUAGGAAACAAUUGGAACAAAUCAUGUUUGUUAUAGUAUCGCCAUUGCCAAACCUUACUGAAAAAAACAUGGUCUGCUUUCUGUGUCCGGUCAUUCGUCUCUUUUGGGCUGCUAUGGCGGACCAGAUCCCACCCAAAGCCGACCCUAGGCCAAUCCAAAAGUAGACUCAAAACGGACAUAGAAAGCAUUUCCCGAUUUAAAAAGCAGACCCUCAAAGCGUUACUAAAAAUGACCAAAUGUAUCAACAUGUGUGCUUGGUAUAAACAAAGGGCUGGUUAACAUUCGAUAAAUUAACAAAUCAAGUUUAAAUAAAGGAGAACAGUUUUACAAUAACACAGCACUACUUCAUUUACUACUUAAGUGGAUCAAAUUAUAAAAACACUGUCCGACUCCUUAAUCAUUAAACUUAAAUACUUCUCAUAAAAUCAUUACAUAGGGGGGUCACCUUACAAGAACACAGAACGACUCCGUGGUUACUCCCUCCGUGUGUCCAAUGAUACCAAUGUACCACCUGUAGAGUCCUCGUGUUACAAUGACAAAGGAAUCGUCACACUACCCACCAUUGUAGAGGAGGACUGUGAAAGAACAACUCGAUACAUCUGGAUCCAUCAGACAAAUAAAGGAAAUAAAGAUGAAUGGUGUCCGAUGCUAGAAAUAUGCGAAGUGCAAGUUUUCGGAUGUAUCGUUGGUAUGUAUGGGAUUAAUUGUGAGAACAACUGUAGCUUAUAUUGUGCGUACGGUGAUUGUGACAGAACAACAGGCACUUGUUUGGACGGCUGUAAGAGUGGAUACAUCGGACGUUUCUGUAACAAAACUUGUUCCGUUGGUAAAUAUGGCAGCCAGUGUAGUGAAAGUUGCGGACACUGUUCAAAUAACUCCACUUGUUAUCAUGUUGAUGGAUCGUGUAAGGCCGGAUGCGAAGCUGGCUAUAAAGCAUCUGCUUGUAAAACGCCCUGUGACGACGGAGAAUAUGGACAAAAUUGUCAGUAUAUGUGUACCGGGAACUGCAUUAACGGGGAAGCGUGUGAUAAAGCUAGCGGACACUGUCGAUCCUGUGUAGAAGGGUAUCAAGGUUUUAAGUAUGACAGAGAUAUCAGGCAAUCUCCAACAAGUUCGGAUACAAAGAAAAACGACGUUGAUGAUUUGAAGAUUAAUAAAAUGAUCCUGGAAAAUGAGAAGACACACGCAAGACAAAUAAGGCAACACAUCGUUUUGAUAUGCUAACGAAGGGAUAAUGCGUUAUGACGUCAUAAUAUACGCCCCGCCUCUGUAUUACCAUAUAUAGAACAUAUACCGAAAACAGCAGUUUAAGCAUAAAAUACGGCUUAUUUAAUACUUCAUAAGCAAAAUAUAACUACAGAUCACUCAUGUGUGUUUUUAUAAGUUUACAACAAUCAGAAUAUACGAAGAAUUUCCAUAACGCAUCUGUCGUAUGGGUGUGAAUCUGCGUCCCAAAAGCGCUCGUCAGACGAUGUAAACACGUGUAGCUGGUAUUCCCGAUGAUGGCGAUCUUUUGAUGAUUUAUCAGCUGGUACCUGCUUUGUCUUGAGAUUUACAUAAAUGAUGUUCUUAUUGGUGAUCAUUUACCCGCACCCUUAUCCUGGUGUCAUAUACAAGAUGAAAUGAUGGAAAGAAAAACCUGAACUUUAGGAACAGGAAGACUGUGUUUUUGAAGAGAGAAGAGGACCAGAACUAAGAAGUCAUACAAUAAACACAUUGACAUCAUAAAAAGAAAUUGCAAUUUUGAGUUUGCAUGCAUAUGUCAGGUUAAAAUGUUGUCACAGAAUUUUUUUUCAGAAGGUCCCUUUAUCUUCUUGAAUUAAUAAAACAAAUGAACCAAAUAUAAUUGUUUCUAUAUAUGUAAUUUUGUUUGAGAAGUGGAAAGGGGA
Messenger RNA from Magallana angulata, 2730 nucleotides. RefSeq names its product multiple epidermal growth factor-like domains protein 10. The record is from RefSeq and is a predicted model, not a curated record. NCBI's taxonomy places the organism in Eukaryota, Metazoa, Mollusca, Bivalvia, Ostreida, Ostreidae. The transcript is spliced from 6 exons. Gene Ontology annotation, molecular function: scavenger receptor activity. The coding region runs from base 1487 to 2065 and encodes 192 amino acids.